CCCUUCAGGAUACUACAGUGGCGACAGGUAGUGAUCAUUUCGCGUGUGAAAUAAGUUAUAAUAAACUUAAAUGUCUAUCGGCAAGUUACAAGAAUUUAACGUCAGCAAUGGCGCGUGGUCGUCGUACAUGGAUCGAGUGGAAAUGUACUACAAGGUCAACAAAGUGCAAGACGACAUGAAAGUGCCGGUAUUAAUUGCAGCGAUGGGAGAUGAGGCGUAUGAGCUGCUGGAGAAUUUGGCCAGUCCUACAAAGCCAUCGGAGCUAACCUUAGCUCAAAUAAAGACGUUAAUGUCAAAUCAUUUGCAGCCAACACCGUCGUCGCUAGCGGAAAGAUACCGGUUUCGACAAAGGCGGCAAAAUGCAGGUGAAAAUGUAUCUACGUAUGUGGCGGAGUUGAAAAAGCUGUCAAAGCAUUGUAAAUUUGGCACGGAGCUAAAUGGAAAUCUAAGGGAUCAAUUCAUUUGUGGCUUAAUGAGCGACUUAAUUAGGCAACGGCUUUUUGCGGAGGACGACAACAUAACCUUCGCAGCUGCAGUCAAACUUGCAACCUCAUUGGAGGCAGCAGAGCGGGACGCGGCGUUAGUGGAGCAGGCAAAGGUAACGAGUUCGAGCGGGACGGGAGAUGCGCAGGCCGUGAUGUUUGCGAGUCGGGCGACAUCGAGUACAUUCAGCGGAGGACAAUCGCGGGCGCCGGUAGUUACGCAACAGCGGCGAAACGCAAAUUUUAAUGGCCGGCAAGAGAGGCACUGCGAGGCCUGUGGCGCGCGCAACCAUAAUUACGCGACUUGCAAGUUCCGGGACUAUGUGUGUAGCAAGUGCCAGCGUACAGGCCACUUGCGGCGGGUGUGCCCGGACUGGGGCGCGGCACCGGGCACCGCGGGCCGUGGCGGAGCGCGGGCGCCGGCCCGGCGCGGAGGGGCAGCGGCGGCGGCGCCGGCGCGGAGUGCCAUGCAUUAUGGGGUGGCCGAUCACGAGCAGAGUGAGGAUUACGGCGGAGACAUCGAGGAAGAAUUACAUCACCUAUGUUUAAAUAACUACCCGGCGAUAUGAGGCGUUGUUCAGCGACGGACUGGGCCGGUACAAGGGCGGCAAGGCGACUUUGAGGGUGCGGGAAGGUGCAGCACCGGUGUUCCAUCGCGCACGCCCGAUGCCGUACGCGCUGCGC
Molecule: messenger RNA, 1166 nt
Organism: Cydia amplana
Lineage: Eukaryota; Metazoa; Arthropoda; Insecta; Lepidoptera; Tortricidae
Exons: 2
Coding region: 71-1051 (326 amino acids)
Molecular function (GO): nucleic acid binding; zinc ion binding
Source: RefSeq, a predicted model, not a curated record